AAAAGUUGGGGACUUGACAACUAUUCAACGUUGUUCGCUGCUGCGAGGCCAUUUAGCUUUGGUGGCAAGUUGACUCAAACGGGCAAGGCAAGGAAAUCUCCACUAAUUGACCAUUACCAGGACUUCAGUUUUGGAGAUAUAUGGUGAUAUAUGGUGAAACAGAUGGGGAAUGGGGUGCUACAUGAAAAGGGCAAAGAUGAAUUUGAGUCACAAGUUCAAAGAACUUGUUAACAUGUUGAAACUCUCUGCCACUUCAAAGAGUCUGAGGUUGGGAAAAACAAUCCAUGCCCAAUUGCUUGUUUGCAACCAAACUUCAAAAGACAGUGGCAUCACUCAAAUUAAUUCACUGAUCAGUCUAUACUCUAAAUGCGGUCAAUUGGAGUAUGCCAGAAAGCUGUUUGACAGAAUGCCACAGAGAAACGUGAUUUCUUGGAGUGAUUUAAUGACGGGGUAUUUGCACAAAGGGGAUGUUUUGGGAGUACUUGGGCUAUUCAGGAACAUGGUUUCAUUGGACAGUGCAUGCCCCAAUGAGUAUAUUUUUACCAUUGUUCUUUCUUGUUGUGCAGACAGUGGGAGAGUCCAAGAGGGGAAGCAAUGUCAUGGGUAUUUGUUUAAGUCUGGUUUGUUGUUGCAUCAAUAUGUGAAGAAUGCACUUGUUCACGUGUACUCUAGGUGCUUUCAUAUGGACUCAGCCUUGCAGAUUUUGGAAACAGUGCCUGGGAAUGAUGUGUUUUCUUAUAAUUCUAUCUUGAGUGCACUUGUGAAAUCAGGGUGUAGAGAAGAAGUUGAAAAGGUUCUGAACAUGAUGGUGGAUAAAUGUGUGUCUUGGGAUGGUGGUACUCAUGUAAAUAUGUUGUGCCUUUGUUCUCAUUUUAGAGAUUUGCAAUUGGGUAUGCAGAUUCAUGCACAGUUGAUGAAGACUGGUUUGGUAUUUGAUGUCUUUGUUAUUAGCAAACUGAUAGACAUGUAUGGGAAAUGUUGUAAAGUUCUAAAUGCGAGAAAGCAUUUUGAUGACUUGCAAGAUCGGAAUGUGGUUGCAUGGACUGCCAUGCUGACUGCAUAUUUGCAAAAUGGAUAUUUUGAGGAAACUUUGAAUCUAUUUCCAAGGAUGGAGCUAGAGGGUACACAUCCAAAUGAGUUCACUUUUGCAGUUCUUCUAAAUGCUUCUGCAAAUUUGGUUGCACUAACGUAUGGUGAUGCAUUACAUGGUCGCAUAAUGAAAUUAGGGUUUAAGAAUCAUCUCAUUGUUGGAAAUGCUUUAGUAAAUAUGUAUUCCAAGAGUGGCAAUAUUGAUUCUUCAUAUAGUGUGUUCUCAAACAUGAUAUAUAAAGAUGUGAUUACAUGGAAUGCUAUGAUAUGUGGUUAUUCCCAUCAUGGGCUUGGUAAACAAGCUUUACUAGUGUUUCAAGACAUGAUGUCUGCUGGAGAAUGUCCAAACUAUGUAACCUUCAUUGGGGUACUUUCUGCUUGUGCUCAUUUGGCUCUUGUGCAAGAAGGGUUCUACUAUUUUUAUCAACUAAUGAAGGAACUUAAUAUUGAGCCUGGAUUGGAACAUUACACAUGUAUGGUUUCUCUUUUGUGUAGGGAUGGUCAACUUGAUGAGGCGGAAAAUUUUAUGAAGGCAAAAACACAAGUCAAGUGGGAUGUAGUUGCUUGGCGUACUUUGCUUAAUGCAUGCCAUGUUCAUCGAAACUAUAAUUUGGGGAAGUUAAUUGCAGAAACUGUGAUACUGAUGGACCCUCAUGAUGUAGGAACAUAUACAUUACUAUCAAACAUGUAUGCCAAGGCAAGGAAAUGGGAUGGAGUAGUGAAGAUUAGAAAAUUGAUGAGGGAAAGGAAUAUUAAGAAGGAACCCGGUGCGAGUUGGUUAGGUAUAAGAAAUGAUACUCAUGUCUUUGUUUCAGAAGGAAGCAAUCAUCCAGAAUCUACUCAAAUCUAUGAGAAAAUUCAAGAGUUGUUAGCAAUGAUUAAGCCACUGGGGUAUGUGCCUGAUGUUGGUGCUGUGCUGCAUGAUGUGGAAGAGGAACAAAAGGAAGGUUAUCUUAGCUAUCACAGUGAGAAGCUAGCAUUAGCAUAUGGCCUCAUGAAAAUACCUCCACCAGGGCCAAUCCGAAUAAUAAAAAACCUUAGGAUGUGUGAUGAUUGUCACAUUGCUGUAAAAUUGAUUUCAAAGGUCACAAAUAGGUUGAUAGUUGUAAGAGAUGCUAACCGUUUUCAUCAUUUUAGAGAUGGAUUAUGCACAUGCAAUGAUCACUGGUAGCAAUGUGAGGAAAUUUUAAUUCAUGUUUCUUUGAAAUCAACAUGUUUUGUGGAGCAUAAAAAAAAGAACUUUAGAUCACAUAGGCAUGCAUUAUUAAGGAUAUCAUUUUAGUCUGAGCAUGUCAAACAACAUGGACAUGUAUUUCCAACAAAAUAGUCACUAUGGUGUUUUGAAGGUAUCUGUAUACCUUGGCCAAUACAAAUUUGAUGGCAUAUCUAAAAGAACUUGGUAGGUUUGAAUGUUGGACCAAAAUUGGAAAAGCUUGACCAAUACCAAGUACUUCUCACAUGAAUUUCUUGAUUUGGUUUUACUUCAUGAGAUGAAGUUUUUAAUUUCUUCCAAAAAAGUACUUAAAUUCAGAUUCCAGGUCAGCUUGUUUGUGCUUAUUUGUUUUAAAGUCCUUUUUGCUAAAAAAAUAAAUUGAUGCUUUCUUCUAAUAUGUUUUUCUAAUCUGUUUAUUUUAAAAACAAGUAGUUUUCAACUAUUUUUAAUGAGCGAAUCUUGUCUACUUCUUAAAUAUGUGAUCAUCUACUAAUUAUUUGUUUUCCUUCAAGUUUUAUUGUCAAAUUAUGUUUUUUUCUUCGGCUGAGCAAAAAAUAGAGUAAAUACUCAAUUGUUUCCAAGAUGAGUGGUCUGACAUCUACUGAUUAAAAUUUCCACGUAAAUGAAUCAUUGAGAAAUUUAUCUGCUUAGAUGUAAGUCCUUUAUCUGUAUUUGAUAUUUGAUAUGCAGACACACACUUUUCUUUUUAUUUGAUACAAAAGGACUUACAGGAAGCAAAUGAAUUUUUCAAGGACCCAUUUUCUUGAAAUUUUUUAUACUGGAACAUUCCAGUUAGUGCACAAACUUUGCUUCAUUUUUUAUUCAAAAGGACUUAUAUGUGUCAGGCUUUUUGUCUUGCAUGUCCAAUUGGAACCUUCUUGAUCAAUGCAUAGAGUUUAUUAUCCAAGUGCUUUUGGAUGUGACCCCCAUAAAAGAGAGUUUGUCAAAAAGUUAGUAUGAUGCCACAAGAUUAGUAUCAAAGCUAGGAUUGGAAGCUAAAGAGUUGAUUGUUGUGGAGAUGGUUAUAUGUUUUUUUUUUUUUUUGUCAAUGACUUUUCAAAAACAAGAGGGAAAGUUAGUUAAAUCAAAUUUGUCACACGCCAAGGUAUCAUGAUUGCCACACUGGAACAAGUAACAAAAGACAAGUUCCAGUUUGGGGCAAUUUUCUAUUUGCUUAUAAUCCUAAGGUUGCAAAGAAUGUCUGCAUUGUUUCAAA
Messenger RNA from Vigna radiata var. radiata (mung bean), 3518 nucleotides. Its product is annotated as pentatricopeptide repeat-containing protein At5g39680. The transcript has 3 exons. The record is from RefSeq and is a predicted model, not a curated record. Bases 170 to 2260 code for a protein of 696 amino acids. Gene Ontology annotation, molecular function: zinc ion binding; protein binding; RNA binding. Gene Ontology annotation, biological process: RNA modification. Lineage: Eukaryota; Viridiplantae; Streptophyta; Magnoliopsida; Fabales; Fabaceae.